Messenger RNA from Acanthocheilonema viteae, 396 nucleotides. Lineage: Eukaryota; Metazoa; Nematoda; Chromadorea; Rhabditida; Onchocercidae. The record is from the annotation of a GenBank genome assembly.
AUGCAAGAAACUGGCUUAUCAUUUACAUCAGCGUUGGCUAUCGGAGCAAAAUUUCACAAGAAUUGCUGCACAUAUCAUUUUGCAGCGCCAGCAUACUUUUACCCUGUGUAUCGAGAAAUCGAUGCAACAGUAAGUGAAUGCUUAGUUGACCCAAUGUUUACUUCAUUGGAAGAACUAAUUAACGAUGAUCCGGACGAAAGAGAUAUUGAGACUGCUGCAGAACUAAUCACGAGUCAUGGCAACACAUUACUGAAGAUCAGACCUGGCAAAUGUGAUAAUUUUAUCGUUGCAUUACGGACACAUCUUUGUGAGGGCGAUUUCAAACCUGCAACUCGACGACUGAUAUUGCAGGUUCGUACAUGCAUUACAGACAAAGCGCAAAAAUCAAGUUCAUAG